AUGUCCCAGGAAAAGCCCCCAGGAGUUGAACUAUUGUGCAAUCUGGCCAGCAUCGUACGAUCCGUCGCAAGUAACCUACAGCAUAAUCGCCUCGAUAGGAAAGACUUUCAAAAGCUUUUACGGCAUUACUCUUCUCAGGCCGAAUCAGACUCUGCACUUAUUUUUAUUUCAAGGCAAAAUGCUCAAUGCGUUCAUCAUGGCCUGCUCCUAGCCCACACUCACAUUGAGCUGGUAUCCUGGCUGGAGAAGAACAACUACAACCUUGUAUCAACAUCAGUGAAGUGGUAUAGCUGGAAGAAGCUUAUCCGGAAAUACCGAUUACCGCUUCUGGCAAUCUCAUCGCAAACGAGCCAGCUCCGCGAGAUGCUGCGCAAUGUCCGGGAGAAAGCCGAUAUUUUAUACUCGGAACUUCAGCGUAACAAUAUUGCGGUCCCAUCUACAUCGAUCGAAUAUCGAAAAGUCCUCCUCAAACCUUUGCCACAUGGACCUCCCCCAGAAGCCGUCGAAAAUCUUCUUCGUCGGGGCUCCAUCAUUCAACAACAACUACGCCAGCCGUUGGAUCAGUGA
Molecule: messenger RNA, 567 nt
Organism: Penicillium maclennaniae
Lineage: Eukaryota; Fungi; Ascomycota; Eurotiomycetes; Eurotiales; Aspergillaceae
Product: glyoxalase family protein
Exons: 3
Coding region: 1-567 (188 amino acids)
Source: RefSeq, a predicted model, not a curated record